AUGGCAACGGAUUCUUCUAAUGGUAAUGGACAUCAGCAGACAACAACCAAAAAACCUCCUUCACCAUCUCCCCUGCGCUUUUCCAAGUUUUUUCAGUCCAACAUGAGAAUCUUGGUCACCGGAGGAGCUGGAUUCAUUGGAUCUCACCUAGUUGACAGAUUGAUGGAAAAUGAAAAAAAUGAGGUCAUUGUUGCUGACAACUACUUCACUGGAUCCAAGGACAACCUUCAAAAAUGGAUUGGCCAUCCGAGAUUUGAGCUUAUCCGUCAUGAUGUUACGGAGCCUUUGUUGAUUGAGGUUGAUCAGAUCUACCAUCUUGCAUGCCCUGCCUCUCCUAUUUUCUACAAAUACAAUCCAGUGAAGACUAUAAAGACUAAUGUGAUAGGAACACUGAAUAUGCUUGGGCUUGCAAAACGAGUAGGAGCAAGGAUUUUGCUUACAUCAACUUCAGAGGUAUAUGGAGAUCCUCUUGUGCAUCCCCAACCUGAAAGCUAUUGGGGCAAUGUUAACCCUAUUGGAGUUCGUAGUUGUUAUGAUGAGGGGAAACGGGUGGCUGAGACUUUGAUGUUUGAUUACCAUAGGCAGCAUGGGAUUGAAAUACGCAUUGCAAGAAUCUUUAACACAUAUGGACCACGCAUGAAUAUCGAUGAUGGGCGUGUUGUUAGCAACUUCAUUGCUCAGGCACUUCGGGGAGAACCCUUGACAGUCCAAUGUCCAGGAACACAAACUCGAAGUUUCUGCUACGUCUCUGACCUGGUUGAUGGGCUUAUCCGCCUCAUGGAAGGACCCAGCACUGGGCCAAUCAACCUUGGAAACCCUGGUGAAUUUACAAUGAUUGAACUUGCUGAGACUGUGAAAGAGCUUAUUAAUCCAAGUGUUGAGAUCAAGAUGGUGGAGAACACUCCUGAUGAUCCGCGACAAAGAAAACCAGACAUAACCAAAGCAAAAGAAUUGUUGGGAUGGGAGCCAAAGGUGAAGUUGAGGGAUGGUCUUCCUCUAAUGGAAGAGAAUUUCCGUCUGAGGCUUGGACGUGAUAAGAAAAUUGGUACCAAAGAUGGAAACAAAUUAGAUGAAGCUACAUGA
Sphenostylis stenocarpa is the source of this 1083-nucleotide messenger RNA. The record is from the annotation of a GenBank genome assembly. NCBI's taxonomy places the organism in Eukaryota, Viridiplantae, Streptophyta, Magnoliopsida, Fabales, Fabaceae.